GUUUAAAACACAGAAGUUUCCAUCCUUUGACUGCAGGGCCCCCAACGGACACUACAGAGCAAGCACGAUGUACAACUACCGGCAGAAGCUCCAGGCGCUCCUCAUCCUCUUCUUCAUCGUCGUCGCGAUCGCCGCCGAUGCUGCGUGGAUCCCCUGGGCCACGGUCGUCAUCUUCCUCACGAUGAUCUUGGUCGUCGACAUGCUCUUCCUCGACGACAACCAGUUCAAGUUUGACCCCGACUACAAGAACUGGUCCCGCCAAAUCGACCCGAAAUACUAGUGCGACCUCCGAUAGCCUCUACGCUUCUCGACUAAUGCAUGAUCCUCCUUGCGUCGCGU
Saprolegnia parasitica CBS 223.65 is the source of this 339-nucleotide messenger RNA. RefSeq lists its product as hypothetical. Lineage: Eukaryota; Oomycota; Saprolegniomycetes; Saprolegniales; Saprolegniaceae. Bases 68 to 280 code for a protein of 70 amino acids. The record is from RefSeq and is a predicted model, not a curated record. The transcript has 3 exons.